AUGUCGUCGACCGAACGAUCCAGCGCGCGUUUGCGCAAGAAAAAAGAAUCGAGGCAGCGACCCUCACUACUGAUCCGACCUGAUGAAGGAGUUCCUGAAGCGAUCGAACUGGAGGACACGGAUGGAUUGAUUGAAUGGAUUCGUGGCCACCCCGAGACUGCCUGGCGUGUUAUCAUGAGACGUCAGGACCGAACCAAUGAACUCGAAACUGAACUCGUCGAGAUACGUGAUACUGACACGGAUGCUGACGGAGUUAUGAACACAAACCAAGCCAUUAUAGAACUGGCUGAAAAGAACACCCGACUGGAAAAUGAGAUUGCCCAGUUAAGGGAACAGACCUCUACUGCUGCCAUCGCUGAGCAAUAUGCAGAAGAAUAUGCACGGAUACGUGAGGAGCGUGAUGCUGCAAUCCGUGAACGAGAUGGCGUGUUGACCACGAUGCGCCUGAUGGGAACGACUCCAGUCCGUGAAUCCCCUGGCCCUUCGACUAUCAGCAACAAAAAAUCGAUCAAGAUGCCUGACCCACCAAUGCUGAAUGAUGGAAAGGAUGUGAAAUUCAAGACAUGGAGGAACGAGAUACGUCGCAAGCUACUGCUCAACGAGGACCACUACCCUACAGCUGCUCAUCAGCUGACUUAUGUCAGUAGCCGCUGUGAAGGGAAAGCACGAAGGCAUAUCAAUCCGCGUAUGCAAGACAAUGCCAUGAACCCUCGAUCCUACCAGAACAUCCAAGAUGUGUUUGAUCACCUUGAAGGAGUCUUCCAUGAUCCAAACCAAAAACAGGCCGCGCGAGUAUCUCACAUUGAAGAUGGAACCAAAGAAACAAGAUUUCACUGA
Messenger RNA from Penicillium argentinense, 837 nucleotides. RefSeq lists its product as uncharacterized. The record is from RefSeq and is a predicted model, not a curated record. The coding region runs from base 1 to 837 and encodes 278 amino acids. NCBI's taxonomy places the organism in Eukaryota, Fungi, Ascomycota, Eurotiomycetes, Eurotiales, Aspergillaceae. The transcript has a single exon.